Cyphellophora europaea CBS 101466 is the source of this 414-nucleotide messenger RNA. RefSeq lists its product as uncharacterized. The transcript has 2 exons. NCBI's taxonomy places the organism in Eukaryota, Fungi, Ascomycota, Eurotiomycetes, Chaetothyriales, Cyphellophoraceae. The coding region runs from base 1 to 414 and encodes 137 amino acids. The record is from RefSeq and is a predicted model, not a curated record. Gene Ontology annotation, cellular component: mitochondrial inner membrane peptidase complex.
AUGGCACCACCCGAACACCAGUUCCCCGUUAGCGAACUCGAGCAGCGCGUGCAUUUUGUCACGAAGAAUUUCAAGGAGAAGAGCAGGAAGCUACCGAAGGACUUUGAUCUGAAAAAGGAUUGCGAGUUGUACGAGCUCGUGCAGUACAGCUGCACGACCGGCAAGCAGUUGCGCGAUCAGGAGCUUGCAAACCCGAACCGUAAGAAAGCUGGUAUUGAGUGCCAUCCUUUUGUGCGGCUGUUCAGACGGUGUGGCAAAGGCGACGAGAUGUUUCACGUUGAGACUACGGCAUGGGAAGGCCAAUAUGCAUGGAAGCCGAAGAGAGUGCUCGAAGAAGACGUCGGGACCACCGAAACUACAAGCACACGCGAUCGUGCCGAUCAGGAAGGAAAAUGGUUCUGGUCCAAGAAGUGA